Molecule: messenger RNA, 1068 nt
Organism: Arvicola amphibius (Eurasian water vole)
Lineage: Eukaryota; Metazoa; Chordata; Mammalia; Rodentia; Cricetidae
Gene: Gnaz
Product: G protein subunit alpha z
Exons: 2
Coding region: 1-1068 (355 amino acids)
Biological process (GO): adenylate cyclase-modulating G protein-coupled receptor signaling pathway
Cellular component (GO): heterotrimeric G-protein complex
Molecular function (GO): G-protein beta/gamma-subunit complex binding; GTP binding; G protein-coupled receptor binding
Source: RefSeq, a predicted model, not a curated record
AUGGGAUGUCGGCAAAGCUCAGAGGAAAAAGAGGCAGCGCGGCGGUCCCGGAGAAUUGACCGCCACCUGCGCUCAGAAAGUCAGCGGCAGCGCCGUGAAAUCAAACUCCUCCUGCUGGGCACCAGCAACUCGGGCAAGAGUACCAUCGUCAAGCAGAUGAAGAUCAUCCACAGUGGCGGCUUCAACCUGGAGGCCUGCAAGGAGUACAAGCCCCUCAUCAUCUACAAUGCCAUCGACUCACUGACCCGUAUCAUUCGGGCCCUCGCUGCCCUAAAGAUCGAUUUCCACAACCCGGACCGUGCCUAUGAUGCCGUGCAGCUGUUUGCACUGACUGGCCCAGCAGAGAGCAAGGGUGAGAUUACACCCGAGCUGUUGGGUGUCAUGCGCCGGCUGUGGGCCGACCCUGGGGCUCAGGCCUGCUUCGGCCGCUCGAGUGAGUACCACUUGGAGGACAACGCAGCCUACUACCUGAAUGACCUGGAACGCAUCGCAGCACCCGACUACAUCCCCACGGUGGAGGACAUCCUACGCUCUCGGGACAUGACCACGGGCAUCGUGGAAAACAAGUUCACCUUCAAGGAGCUCACGUUCAAGAUGGUGGACGUGGGCGGGCAGAGGUCAGAGCGCAAAAAAUGGAUCCACUGCUUUGAGGGCGUCACUGCCAUCAUCUUCUGUGUGGAGCUCAGUGGCUAUGACCUGAAGCUCUAUGAGGAUAACCAGACGAGCCGAAUGGCAGAAAGCCUACGCCUGUUUGACUCCAUCUGCAACAACAACUGGUUCAUCAACACCUCGCUCAUCCUCUUCCUGAACAAGAAGGACCUCCUGGCAGAGAAGAUUCGGCGCAUCCCGCUCAGUGUCUGUUUCCCAGAGUACAAAGGUCAGAACACGUACGAAGAGGCUGCGGUCUAUAUCCAGCGUCAGUUCGAGGACCUAAACCGCAACAAGGAAACCAAGGAAAUCUACUCCCACUUCACCUGUGCCACCGACACCAGUAACAUCCAGUUUGUUUUUGACGCGGUGACAGAUGUCAUUAUACAGAACAAUCUCAAGUACAUUGGCCUUUGCUGA